UGAACCAAUAUUGUUCUUAUUUUCAUAAAAAGAUGCCAAAAUUUCAAGUUUCCUUGAGGUAUAGUUCAUCAAAGCUUACUAGCUUAUGCCAUAUCCUUAGUGUGAAUCCAUUUUGGACUCGCAUUUUGUACUUUGUUUUCCUUUCUUUGUUAGGUUUUUGGGGUCUCAAUGUCUUGGAACCAAGAACCGAUUCUUUUAAACCUCGGAAAUUUGACUUGUUUUUCACCUCCGUGUCGGCAACCACCGUGUCGAGCAUGUCCACUGUCGAAAUGGAGAUUCUUUCUAACCCCCAACUCAUUAUAAUGACCAUUUUGAUGUUCAUAGGUGGCGAGGUUUUCACUUCCAUGGCUGGCCUUUUCUUAAGUAACUUCAUUUCAGAAAAAAACAAUGUUAUUGACGAUGGUGAAAUCGAGUUGGGAAACCCUAAACCUGAGAACCUAAACCCAGAACAACUUGCUCAAAACAAAGGUGAAACCUUCAACAAUGGUGAACAUCUGUUGUACCAUUCAAUCAUGUUUUUAGGUUUUGUCAUUUUGGGUUAUCUUUUAAUCGUUAAUAUAUUAGGUUCGGCCACGGUUUUUCUUUUUAUAUCCUUUGUUUCAAGUGCUCGAAGCACGUUAAAAAGCAAAGGACUAAACCUAUUCACAUUCUCAAUUUUCACCACUAUUUCAAGUUUCACCAAUUGUGGUUUCAUUCCUACAAAUGAAAACAUGGUGGUGUUUAACAAGAACUCAGGUCUCCUCCUAGUCAUUAUUGCUUUAGCUCUUUUAGGGAACCCAUUAUUCCCUAUGUGCUUGAGAUUUUCAAUAUGGGUUAUGGGGAAAUGUGUGAGUAAAGUGGGAGAUUAUUGUGAUUAUUUGUUGAAAAACACAAGGGAAAUUGGGUUUCAUCACUUGUUUACGACACGGCGGUCAUGUUGUGUGGUCGGCACAGCUUUGGUGUUCGUGGUGGUUCAAGCCGUGUUGUUUUUCGCCAUGGAAUGGAACUCGGCAUCCUUGAAAGAGUUGAAUCCUUUUGAGAGAACAAUUGGGGUCUUGUUUCAAAGUGUGAAUACAAGCCAAGCCGGCGAAACAAUCGUUAACUUGCCGGCGAUGUCCACUGUCAUACUGGUUGUUAUCACCAUCAUCAUGUACUUUCCUCCUUAUACAUCCAUCCCUUUUGUAAAAGAUGAGAAGAAAGAGCAACAAAAUCAAGAAAAGAGAGAAGGAAAAACAGCAAAGGAAUUACUCUCACAACUUGCUUCUAUUUGUGUUUUUGUGUUUCUUAUUUGCAUAACAGAGAGGAAAAAUAUGAAAGAAGAUCCCUUUAACUUCACUCCCUUCAAUUUUCUAUUUGAGGUGGUAAGUGCGUAUGGUAACGUGGGAUACUCACUGGGCUAUAGUUGCAAGCUACGACUAAAAGAUGAGGCUAAUUGUGUGGACAAAUCGUAUGGAUUUGUGGGAAGAUGGAGUGAUGCUGGGAAAACUGUUCUCAUUGUAGUCAUGAUGCUUGGGAGACUAAAGAGAUACAACAUGGUUUGGAAGUUUUCUUAA
Messenger RNA from Gossypium raimondii (Peruvian cotton), 1532 nucleotides. Its product is annotated as cation transporter HKT1;3. The record is from RefSeq and is a predicted model, not a curated record. Gene Ontology annotation, cellular component: plasma membrane. Bases 33 to 1532 code for a protein of 499 amino acids. The transcript has 3 exons. Gene Ontology annotation, biological process: transmembrane transport; monoatomic cation transport. Lineage: Eukaryota; Viridiplantae; Streptophyta; Magnoliopsida; Malvales; Malvaceae. Gene Ontology annotation, molecular function: monoatomic cation transmembrane transporter activity.